Molecule: messenger RNA, 384 nt
Organism: Miscanthus lutarioriparius
Lineage: Eukaryota; Viridiplantae; Streptophyta; Magnoliopsida; Poales; Poaceae
Source: the annotation of a GenBank genome assembly
AUGGACUCGCAGUCUCGCUCCCAUGAGCUGCUGCUGGUAGUCCCACUCCUCUUUCUCCCUCUCCUCUACCUGCUGUCGUCCCGGCGGCGGAGGAGGAGCAGAGAGCCAGGAGCAGCAGCAGAACGACGGCGUGCUCCCCCGGGUCCGCCGAAGCAGCUGCCGGUGCUGGGCAACCUGCUCCAGAUCGGCAGCCGGCCGCACCGCUACUUCCAGGCGGUGGCGCGGAGGUACGGCCCCGUCGCGGAGGUGCAGCUCGGCCGCUUGCGCACAGUCAUCGUCUCGUCUUCGGACGCCGCCAAGGAGGUCCUCCGGACCAACGACCUGCACUGCUGCAGUCGCCCCAACUCACCAGGCAAGUACGAGCUCAGAACCACUUAUCACUAG